Aricia agestis (brown argus) is the source of this 1172-nucleotide messenger RNA. Its product is annotated as trypsin 3A1-like. Bases 90 to 1073 code for a protein of 327 amino acids. Lineage: Eukaryota; Metazoa; Arthropoda; Insecta; Lepidoptera; Lycaenidae. The record is from RefSeq and is a predicted model, not a curated record. Gene Ontology annotation, biological process: proteolysis. Gene Ontology annotation, molecular function: serine-type endopeptidase activity. The transcript has 5 exons.
GAAUAUUGAUUAAUCAUUUACCAGAGUUUUGGUGACUACAGGCGUUUUUAAUUUUUUUCUUCAGUCCAUUGUCAACUCAAACAAAAAUAAUGAUAAUUAAGUUAACAGCGCAUAUUUUUGUUAUGUCUUAUCUGAUUCAUGUAUUUUAUGUUAAAGCAAGUGAGAGUGAUGAAAGCAUAAUAUCCAAUAAUAUUAUAGACGUUAGAGUAACGGAGGUUACAGCACAGGAUUCACGCAGUGCCGAGGAAAUUUCAGAUAUCAAAGAAAAGGACAGUAAUCAAGAUGGAGUAAAGAAGAAGAGGGAGGUAGAACUACAGAGUUCACGUACUAAGCAAAAGUUGAAGUAUUACUUUUCAGUCUCUAUCCAAAAGCGUGGUGCCCAUUAUGCCACUGGAGCAAUAGUUGAUACUAAUUGGAUAUUAAGCGUCGCAGAACUUUUCUAUAACGUUCGCGAGUCAAUCAAUCUGUAUAACGCGCGUGUGGGAUCGUUCAAUUGCAAGAAAGGUGGGGUAGUGGUGCCCCUGAAAGGAAUAGAGAUCCAUCCCAAGUACAAGUACGGGCUACCCAACUUCGACCUCGCCUUACUCAGGAUUCCUAAGAUAGACACCGAUAUUGCGAACUACGUCCACCCAAUACAGCUAGCUACUUUUGAUGAAAACCAGAUACCGUCGAAAAAGUUUUGGAGCACCUACUGGCCGAGGUUGAUUGUCAGAGGAAAAAUUCUUUCGCUGAGCGCAACAGAGCGCCACAAGCACAGCACCAUGCGAGUUUCUCCACAACAGCUGAUACCGAGGAGUGACUGCAGGGAGCUGCUAAAGUCGUCGACAACCUUACAUAACUCCAGCAUGUGCUUGGCGCCUAUUGCGUCGUAUCAUAGUGGGUGCAUGCCGGACGCCGGCGCUCCCAUAGUGACUCACAAGUACCUGUGGGCCAUCACAUCGGGCUGGACGUCACCAGACUGUCCCGACAACAACAGUCCCACCAUCGCCACCAAAGUGUCGUCAAAGUUCGUGCUUCCCUGGUUGAAGUUGGUCCUGAAUAUCUCUACGAGCUUAGAAGAGGAUAUGAAUUGAUGCGUGGCGAAAAAAAACAAAGUUAUAUCAAGUUUACUGUUUGUUUUAUUUUUUAAGUCGCAUUGUUAAUUUUUCAUUGAAUAAACCGUAUAAAAUUUA